Molecule: messenger RNA, 708 nt
Organism: Zasmidium cellare ATCC 36951
Lineage: Eukaryota; Fungi; Ascomycota; Dothideomycetes; Mycosphaerellales; Mycosphaerellaceae
Exons: 1
Coding region: 1-708 (235 amino acids)
Source: RefSeq, a predicted model, not a curated record
AUGGACGACUCACCGUUCGGCAAGCUGUCACCAGAGCUUCGCAAUGCCAUCUACUCACUCGUCCUUCCCUUCGACCAACCAUUCGAGAUUACUGCCGAGCAAGACUCCCACAAGCUUCGGAUCGCAGACGGAAGCGCUCACAAGCGACCUCUGGCCAUCACUGCCGUCUGGCGGCAAAUCAGGGGCGAGACCAAGCAGAUGUUCUACCACCUCAACACUUUUCAGUUCCAGCUGCGCAAGCAGAAGCCCGUGAGCAGGAGAGACGAGGCCGGCCUAUUAAAGAAGUUCUGUGACAGCAUAGGUGACACAAACGCAGCGGCCCUCCGCCGCAUCACCGUCGAUCUGGAGAGAUCAUAUUAUGCCAGGAACUUGCGCGGAUGUGGCAACAUCAAACAUCAGCUCAGAGCUCUCCGUGCCUUCGCAACACGCAACCCAGCCUGCGAGCUCUUCGCUUGCGUCUCUGAGGAAGACUCCGACUACCGUGAUGCAUCGUUCUACCGACAGAAUGUUCUUCCGAAGAUCGAGUUCCGAGUCGACGCUACCGGUGAAGGCCUCUCAAAAGCGAUCGUGCAAGUAAAAGCAUACACGGAUGACUUCGCUGCGAUUCCAACUUUGGAAGCACUUAUAGAAUACUACAAAUGCUUACCCCUUCAGUCCGCGCUUCAAGAAGCAAUGGUAGAGAUUAAGACGUCGGGUCGCGCAGUUUGA